Messenger RNA from Otolemur garnettii (small-eared galago), 1056 nucleotides. RefSeq names its product zinc finger protein 85-like. NCBI's taxonomy places the organism in Eukaryota, Metazoa, Chordata, Mammalia, Primates, Galagidae. Gene Ontology annotation, molecular function: RNA polymerase II transcription regulatory region sequence-specific DNA binding; DNA-binding transcription factor activity, RNA polymerase II-specific. Gene Ontology annotation, cellular component: nucleus. The transcript is spliced from 5 exons. The coding region runs from base 151 to 1056 and encodes 301 amino acids. Gene Ontology annotation, biological process: regulation of transcription by RNA polymerase II. The record is from RefSeq and is a predicted model, not a curated record.
GAUCUGAGGUCCUCUCUUCACCUCUUGUCACUCCCGGAUGAUCCAAAUGUCUCUGCAUCAGAGGUGAUUCAGAUGCCUCUGUCACCCUGUGAGCUGCAGGUACUCGGAGAUCUGUAGGGACGACACCCGGAACUUCCCGGAAGCUGGGAAAUGGAACUGUUGACAUUUAAGGAUGUUUCUGUAGAGUUCUCUAUGGAUGAGUGGGCCUGCCUGGACCCUGCUCAGCAGACUUUGUAUCAGGAUGUCAUGUUGGAGAACUACAGACACCUGGUCUUCCUAGGUCUUACUCUCUCUAAGCCAGACCUCAUCACCUGUCUCGAGCAAAGCAAAGAACCCUGGAAGGUGAAGUCACACCAGACAGUAGUCAAGCACCCAGCUGUAUCUGACCCUCCUGAGCAAGACCAUUUGCAAGAUCUAGACACAAAUAUUUUAUUCCCAGAGAUAAUCCUGAGAAGAUAUCAAAACUGUGCCCCUGACAAUUUAAACUUAACAGAAGACUGGGCAAGUGUGCCUGAGUGUAAUCACCAGAAAGUAUGUGACAGUGGACUUGACAGCAGUUUAACACCUGCCUAUACCAAAACCUUACAAUGUAGUAAAUGUUUGAAAGUCAAACCCUGGAAAUGUCAAGAAUGUGGGAAAGCCUUUAACCACUACUCAACCCUGUCUAGCCAUCAACGCAUUCAUUCUGGAGAGAGACCCUACAAAUGUCAAGAAUGUGGCAAAGCCUUUACUCUUAGUUCUAGCCUUACUAAGCAUCAAAGAAUUCAUUCUGGAGAGAAACCCUACAAAUGUCAAGAAUGUGGCAAAGCCUUUAACCAGUACUCAACCCUGUAUAGACAUCAAAGCAUUCAUUCUGGAGAGAAACCCUUCAAAUGUCAAGAAUGUGAAUGUGGCAAAGCCUUUACUCUUAGUUCUAGCCUUACUAAACAUCAAAGAAUUCAUUCUGAAGAGAAACCGUAUAAAUGCCAACAAUGUGGCAAAGCCUUUAAUAAUAAUUCAGACCUUACUACACAUAAAAGAAUUCAUUCUGGAGAGAAACCCUACAAGUGUCAGUGA